Messenger RNA from Galleria mellonella (greater wax moth), 2411 nucleotides. Its product is annotated as odorant receptor Or2. Bases 138 to 1373 code for a protein of 411 amino acids. Gene Ontology annotation, biological process: detection of chemical stimulus involved in sensory perception of smell; sensory perception of smell. Gene Ontology annotation, cellular component: plasma membrane. Lineage: Eukaryota; Metazoa; Arthropoda; Insecta; Lepidoptera; Pyralidae. The transcript is spliced from 5 exons. The record is from RefSeq and is a predicted model, not a curated record. Gene Ontology annotation, molecular function: odorant binding; olfactory receptor activity.
GUUACACAUUAAGUUUUUCUAAAUCUAUUGUAUUGUCAUUUUCACCAUCAGCUUGGUGUGUCGACUAAAUGUAAAUUUCCUUUAAAAUCUUAUAUACAUAGCAAAACAACAGGCUAACUGUAAUUCAGUUACAAGACAUGGGGAUAAUAACAACGAUACGUAAGUUUGGAUUGGAAUACUGUGACUUGCCAACAAUGAUUUGGAACGUAGCCGUGAUGCUCAGACUAGCUAUACUCAACGUUGAUCCUCGGCAUAAAAAAGGUAUUCCUACUAUCUACUACAUAAUAGCACCUAUGGUCGUCUGUUGCUUCUGCUACGCAUAUUGCUUUUCGACCCUCUGGUUCGUGUUCGUGAGAAGCAGAGAGACUAAUGACAUGGUGGGCGCCAUGGUUGUGUUCUCCCUCUCUGUCUGUACCGAAAUAGGUCCUACUAAGCUCUUCUUUUUGAUUUUGAACAGGAACGAAAUUAAAAGCUUGGUUGGGAAAUGUCUCGAACUCAACUCCCUCUUAAUACCCGAUAGCCGCUUUCAUAAAAAUCUAUUGACACAAAUGAGGACGGUGAAGAAACGAUUCAUCUUCUAUGGGUCACUAAACAUAAUGAACGGAGUAGUAUAUUUCAUUCUGCCUCUUGUAACACCUGGACGACGCGCUUUAAAUGAAAGCUUCCCUUUCUAUGGUCUAGAGCCCGUUUUAGAAACACCAUAUUAUGAGAUCACAUACAUAGUUGCACUUAUAUCGUCAACAUACGUCCUGCACCUUACAAUAAAUAUAACUGGAUUGCUCAUCAUACUAACCGGUUACACUGAAUCCCAAAUGAUCGGCUUGAGCCUGGAGUUUCAAGAACUUUGGAACGAUGCUAACAAACAUUAUCAAGAGAUUACUUUAACUGACAAUUCUUCAGUAACAGUGAAUAAUGAGAACGUAAUAAAAAAUAAUUAUAUUAAAAGACAAUUGAACAAUAUGAUAAAAAUACACACAGAAAAUAUACAAAUUUUGCGUCAAACGGAACGCGCGUUCAGAGGUGCUCUAGCAGCUGAAUUCGUUCUUUUAAUACUAAGCCUGUUAGCUGAACUGCUUGGUGGCUUGGAGAACACAUAUAUACAAAUACCCUACGGUUUCGCUUUGGUAGGAAUGGAUUGUCUCGCGGGACAGAGAGUUUUGGAUGCCGGCUUAGCUCUUGAAGAGGCAGUUUAUGACAGUAAAUGGGAGAAUUUUAAUGCAGAAAAUAUGAAACUUGUGUGGAUGAUACUUCUGAAUGCUCAGAAACCAUUGAAAUUAUCGGCCGGGGGUCUUGCAACGUUAAAUUUGGGAAUAUUAAUGAGUUUUGCUCGAUCUGUAUAUUCUGCUUACACUGCUUUUAGUUCUCAUGUAUGAUUAAGUUUACUCAUCAUCAGAUACUGUUAUUGGUACUUACGAAUAUAUGUGUGGUGAGAUAAUAAUACUCACCAAUGUUUAUUAUAUAAAUAUAUUAACUUUUAUAAUAUAACUGAAUUUUUUAUUAGUUAAAAACAAGCAGACAAACUAACAUUUAUAUAUAUAUAUAUUUAUAUCAUGACGCUUGGUCACGGGACUCACUCGCAAGAUGCGCGCGCAGGUCGCGCAGGCGCUUUGUGAUUUUUGGCUGCGCGCGCAUACCGCGCACGGGCCAGUUUGUUAACUUGGACAAUAUAAAAGUUUAUUUGUUUUGUAGUAAAAUAAUUAUUGAUUUUUUAAAUUAUUGAUUAAAUUUAUUUACAAAAUGAACCCUACUAUCCAUUCUACAUAUGGAAUGUUAUAAAUUGUUAUAAUCUUUAUUAUCAACCUUAAGUUUAACAUUAGAUUAUAUAGAUAGAGUGUCUCCACACAAAUGCUUCGAGAAAAGUUCAAGUUUUUAGUAUAUUUUUGAGAAUUAAAUAAUUAUGAGUGUUUACUUUAUAACUUCUAUAUUUAUUUUGUUUUCAUAAUUUUUGCAUCUUUUUAAUGAGUAAAAACUUAUUUUAUUUAUUAAAUAAUUAAAUUUAGAGACGUCAAGAUACAUUGUGUGCGUAAAUAUAUGGAACACUGAUAAAAAUACAAGUUAGCUAAUUUGACAAUUAGCUGACAAAAAGUUGGCCCGUUUUCGAGUCUCGAUUCUCUAUCUAUGUAGUCUAAGAUUUUAACAUAAAUGUAGAUGAUAGAUGUAUAUUUUUUUAUUAUUUAUAUUAUAAAAAGAUUUCUUUUUUUAGAAUGUAAUAGUAAUAAAUAUUUUUCUGUAUUAUAUAAAUAAUGUAUAUUAUAUUAUCCUUAUAUUUUAAUUACUAUAUUAUUAACCUAAUUUGUUAAAAUAUUUAAAAUAGUAAGUGUCGUAUAUAUUAAAAAUAAAUAUUUUAUUUUUAAAAUAUCUUUGUACCUGUAUUUCUUACAAAUAAAAAUAUUUGAUAGAAUCAUUGGUUU